AUGCAGGACAGCCAGAAAUACCCCGCCCCCAACUCGCCAACGGUGCGCAUGAUGGUGCUGGAAACGGACGAGCCUCACCCCGACACCCACGUCACCAGGGGCAGCUUCGGCGAGAUCCUGCACUCCCACUUCCAACACGCCGGCGCCGAGCAUGAUCCGCCGCUGGGAAUCGACACCGACCAGGUCUUCGUCGUCGAGGACAAGGGCGGCAACGUCCCCAAGGUUGAGGACUUUGACGGCUACCAGGGCGUCCUGAUCACCGGGAGCAUGUACGACGCGCACGGCGACAACCCCUGGAUCCUCAAGCUUCUCGGCGUUCUCAAAGAACUAUGGGAGCGUCGUCCCGAUCUCCAUCUCAGCGGCGUGUGCUUCGGUCACCAGCUGCUCAACCGCAUGCUCGGCGCCGACGUCGCGCCCGCCCCCUCGCGGGACUGGGAACUCGGCCACUGCCAGAUCGACCUCUCACCCGUCGGCAAGCGGCUCUUCCGCACCGACGACGACCACAUCUUCCUGCACCAGAUGCACGCGGACCAAGUCGUCGCGCCGCCGACGCACGAGAGCUCCAAGGGCCUGCUCAAGCCCGGCAUGAAGGUGGACGUCUGGGGCCACAGCGAGCACACCUGGGUGCAGGGCACCUACAUCAAGGGGAGGCUCUUCACGACGCAGGCGCACCUGGCCUUCGACGAGGACAUGGUCAAGAGGCAGAUCCAGAUGAGGGUCGAAAGCGGGGGCAUCAAGGACCUGGAGCACGCCGACCAGGCGUCCGAAACGGCGAACCUGGACCACGACGGAGACCUGGUGGCCGCGGCCAUCUUGAGGUUCUUCCACGGCGACGACGACGAAAUUGAAUAG
Molecule: messenger RNA, 852 nt
Organism: Colletotrichum higginsianum IMI 349063
Lineage: Eukaryota; Fungi; Ascomycota; Sordariomycetes; Glomerellales; Glomerellaceae
Product: GMP synthase
Exons: 2
Coding region: 1-852 (283 amino acids)
Cellular component (GO): nucleus; cytosol
Source: RefSeq, a predicted model, not a curated record